Molecule: messenger RNA, 1430 nt
Organism: Acyrthosiphon pisum (pea aphid)
Lineage: Eukaryota; Metazoa; Arthropoda; Insecta; Hemiptera; Aphididae
Gene: fy
Product: fuzzy planar cell polarity protein-like protein
Exons: 9
Coding region: 221-1333 (370 amino acids)
Biological process (GO): vesicle-mediated transport; non-motile cilium assembly
Source: RefSeq, a predicted model, not a curated record
UUAAACAAGUAUUUGAAAAAUUCAAAUUCAAUGAAAUAAUACGAAAACAUUUUAAAAUAUAAAUAUGAAUUUUCGAAUAAAUUCAAGUCGCCGAAAAUCUAAAUCUUAAACUAAUAGAAGGGAAACGUUCACCCAUAUUUUAUAAUCGCAUUUCUUGUGUGCUAAACGGUACAUAAUACAUAAUAUAAACCGUAGAAAUAAUAAUAUCAUUCUUACAAUUAUGUUCGAUGUGGUAUGCACUACUGUGAACGGUGGAAUUCCCGUAUUUUACCGAAAAAUUAGUAAAAUGGAUUCAGUACCAUUUACUACAUUUGCAACAUUGAAUGCUGUUAUAACAUUUGCAGAUGUACAAAAUGUCCAAUUUAAAACUAUUCAUACAGAUAAACAUUCUUUUAUUUGGCAUGCCAUUGGAGAUAGUCUAAUUAUGGCAGGAAUUGGUGAUUUGAACGAUUCUACAAUAAAAACUGGAUUAGAACUGAUAUCGACUUUAAUAAAAAUGAUUAUUGGAGAUGAAAACAUAUAUAAUAAAAAUGCAGAUAGAAUAAAACGGGAAAUAAAACCAUGUUUACCUAUUAUUGAUUAUAUAUUGAAGAGCCUAACAUCAGUAACAAUAGAAGCACAUCUAAUAAAUGUGAUUGAAACACAGUCAAUGAAGGAUAAUAAAUCACUAAAUAAUUGUUUAAACAAUUGGUCGGAAACAAUAUGUAGUGAUCUUUGUUGGAUUAUUGUGGAUAAGAAAUUAAGUGCAGCAACAAAGGACUGGUGGGAUUUACAUAUUAACGACAGAAAAUUAUUAAUAACAAUUAUUUUAGCUAAUUGUUAUGACCAAAUUACAUCAGCUGAUAUUCCAAUUUUCUUGCCUCAUUCAAGUACUAAGGUUCUUUUAAGACUAGUAUGUUGCAUGAUUGUACAGGGUGUUUGGACAGCAGCUAUUUGUGGACCUACACCAAAUCUAGAUGAUAUUGAAAUUAGUGCUGCCAAAAGUUUUAGAACAGUUAUCAAUUAUUUUCGACCUAAUUAUGCUAAAUUUGAAUUAACGUCUGGAUAUAUCAUAGUGAACACAAAUUUGUUCAAAUUUAUGCAAAAUUAUUACUCAAAUACUGAUGUGCAAAGUGGACUUGUAAAGUUUUACAAUAAAAUUGCAUCACGUCUUAUGAACGAUGAUGUUAAUGGAAGUGAAGUCUCAUGUAUGGGGAAAAAUCAUAACUAUUAUGCUAUAAAUUCAAAUGGUAUCACAUUAUGUUUAGCAUAUCCAAGUAAACAUAAUAUGGUGACAAUCAGAUACUAUGCGAAGCAGACAUUUCAGCAACUUUUAUCUGAUAUCAACGCUUAAAUAAGUACACGGUACACUCCAGUACCCCAUAUACUUAUUGUUCACUUUUAACAAGUUUAAUUUUUAAGUAUGUUCCGUCCAAAGUGUUACUAUGUGA